CACCCUCACUUCCCUAGCCCGCCUCAGAGACUCCAAAAGCUUUGACCGGUGCUGUCACUCUGCAGACCAAAGCCAUAAUCAUGUCACUGCGAGACUGCCAGGCGUGGAAGGACGCUGGGCUCCCACUGUCAACCACAAGCAAUGAAGCCUGCAAGCUGUUUGAUGCCACCUUGACUCAGUAUGUCAAGUGGACCAAUGACAAGAGUCUUGGUGGCAUCGAGGGAUGCUUGUCAAAGCUCAGGGCAGCAGAUCCAACCUUUGCCAUGGGCCUUGCCAUCUCUAACGGCCUUGUGCUCGUUGGCACGGGAACCUCUGUGGCGCUGGACAAAGACCUGGCCCAGGCUGUGAAGACCAUGGUGGAGCUUUCCCAAACCCAGACUCUGACACCUCGGGAGCAACUGCAUGUGUCUGCGGUGGAGAUGUUUGCCAAGGGGAACUUCCCCAAAGCCUGUGAUCUCUGGGAACAGAUCCUCCGGGACCACCCGACAGACAUGUUGGCCCUGAAGUUUUCCCACGAUGCCUACUUCUACCUGGGGUACCAGGAGCAGAUGCGGGAUUCCGUGGCUCGAGUUUACCCCUUUUGGACGCCUGAUAUCCCCCUUAACAGCUAUGUGAAAGGCAUCUAUUCUUUCGGACUGAUGGAAACCAACUUCUAUGACCAGGCACAAAAGCUUGCCAAAGAGGCUCUAUCUAUCGAGCCGACGGACGCGUGGUCAGUGCACACUGUGGCCCACGUACAUGAGAUGAGAGCCGAGAUCAAAGAUGGGCUGGAGUUCAUGCAGCAUUCGGAAGGCCACUGGAAGGACUCUGAUAUGCUCGCUUGCCAUAAUUACUGGCACUGGGCCCUGUACUUGAUUGAAAAGGGAGACUAUGAGGCUGCACUAACCAUCUACGACAAUCAUAUCCUCCCUAGCCUGCAGGCCAGUGGUACCAUGCUGGAUGUGGUGGACAGCUGUUCCAUGCUCUACCGUCUUCAGAUGGAAGGGGUGCCCCUUGGCCAGCGGUGGCAGGCUGUUCUCCCUGUGACUCAGAAGCAUGCCCAGGACCACAUCCUCCUGUUCAACGAUGCUCACUUCCUGAUGGCCUCGCUGGGCGCACGGGACCUCCAGACCACCCAGGCGCUGCUGAGCACCCUGCAGGAGGCCAGCAAGUCCCCAGGGGAGAACUGCCAGCACCAGUUGGCAAAAGACAUUGGGCUGCCCCUGUGCCAGGCCCUCGUGGAGGCUGAGAACGGAAAUCCUGACCGAGUCUUAGAACUCCUCUUGCCAAUCCGAUACCGAAUCGUCCAGAUUGGGGGCAGCAACGCCCAGAGAGAUGUCUUCAACCAGCUGCUGAUCCACGCGGCCAUGACCUGCACCUCCAGCGUCCACAAGAAUGUGGCCCGGAGCCUUCUGAUGGAGCGUGACGCCUUGAAACCCAACUCACCCCUGACGGAGCGGCUGAUCCGUAGGGCAGCUGCUGUCCAUCUUAUGCAUUGACAACCGUCAGGCCUACAGCUCAACACUGACCUCCUGGCGUGAGGUUGACUGCCUGGUUGGGUUAGGGUAGGGUUAGGAAACAGCUGGGUCUGUUUAUCAGAGGUUAAAGUUCAGCCCUGAGCAGAAUUCUCCAAAUCAGUAGUUUGGUCGAAAUAGGGAACCCAAGUUAAUUUUGAGUGAUAUUCAGAAUUCCUCUCAGGGCCAACGUGCAUUUUUAAGCCUCCAGAACCAAAGCAGCGGCUAUCAUUUCCAGGUGCCUUGAACACUGUAUUUUCUUGCUCUGAAGCCAGCCAGGUUAGCUGGGAGGUGCACACUGCACACACAAAUGCACACUGCACACACAAACACACACUGCACACACAAACGCACACUGCACUAGUGAAACCUUUCCACUUAGUUUUCCUUAUAUUCUGAACAGGUCCUGGUGUCCCAUUUCCCUGGGGAGGAUUCCAGAGAGCCACCUGGGGUCCCAGCGAGCAGAGGCAUUUCCUUUCUGGGGGAGGGUAUCUGUCUCAUUGGCUUUGGUUGUCAGCCCCAGACAACUGCACCUGCCACCAUCCCCAGAGACGAGGGGAAGGAUGCCUUCUGCCUCCCUGGGGGACUUGGUGGCGCCAACUGGAGCUUCUCUUUAGACUGCACAUGGGAGUAGAGUUGGAGGGAUGUGGCUUCCUGGGCUAACUCUGAUUCUGCUCCUGUGAGUGGGUCUGAGACCCCAACGGUCUUAAGUCAGGGUUCUAUUGCUGUGAAGAGACGCCAUGACCAAGGCAACUCUUAAAAAAGAAGACCUUUGCCGGGCCUG
Mus pahari (shrew mouse) is the source of this 2277-nucleotide messenger RNA. RefSeq names its product tetratricopeptide repeat domain 38 (gene Ttc38). Bases 81 to 1478 code for a protein of 465 amino acids. Gene Ontology annotation, molecular function: protein binding. The record is from RefSeq and is a predicted model, not a curated record. The transcript has 14 exons. Lineage: Eukaryota; Metazoa; Chordata; Mammalia; Rodentia; Muridae.